UUAGGAGGGGCGUUUCCGUCAUUCUGAAAUCCCACUCUCCCGCCAUUCUUGAUCUUCAGCCCCAAACUUUGAGUCUCUGAUCUUUCUGCAACUCAGUAGUUCAAUCUUCGAAUAAUUCACAGAAAAGAAGCAAGAAAGAGAAGAAGAAGAAGAAGAUGAUAAUUCAAAUGUUUGGAGUGUUUGAAACACACACAUUGAGGAAACUCAGCUUUCUGGUGUUUCUACUCUGCAUUUUGAUCUCUCUCAAGAACCACAAUGCGGAAACUAAGAACAGUUUGCAAACUGCUAGAUUGCCUCCACCUGAUUCCUCUUCGAUUUUCUCUCGACGGUUGUCUCUUUCUGCCAACUUCGGUGAUUCUAGAUCGCUAGAAUAUGAUUUCUACCGCAACUCAUGCCAACCAGCAGAGCAAAUCAUUCGGACAAUGAUUCGGCGGUUGUACGAAGUCCGGCCCAAUGUCGCUCCUGCACUCUUGCGACUUGUUUUCCAUGAUUGCUUUAUUGAGGGAUGUGAUGCAUCGCUAUUGUUGGAUGCGGUUAAUGGAGUCCGUUCAGAGAAAGAUUCUCCCCCUAAUGAAACUCUAAAGGGCUUUGAUAUAAUUGACUCCAUCAAGGCAGAGCUGGAAGCAGCAUGCCCUGGAAUUGUUUCCUGUGCUGACAUUCUUGUAUUGGCUGCCAGAGAAGUUGUUGUUCUGGCUGGUGGCCCAUUCUACCCUCUGGAUACCGGCAGGAGAGAUAGCAGUCGGGCUUUUGCAGAUGCAGCAACAUAUGGGAUCCCUUCGCCUGAUGAAGAGCUACGAACAACUCUUGCAUCUUUUGCAUCAAGGGGAUUCAAUGAGAAGGAGACUGUCAGUCUCUUAGGUGCUCACAGUAUUGGAGUGGUUCACUGCAAAUUCUUCCUAGACCGUCUUUACAACUUCCAUGGGACCAACAGGCCUGACCCAUCUUUAGAUUCUGGUUUCCUUGAGCUCAUGAGAUCAAGAUGCAAUAACAGCCAUAGAACAGCACCACCAGAAUCACCAAUUUCCUUCAAUAUUCAACCGCCAUUUUCCUUUGAUGGCUUACCAUUACCUUCCUUUAAUAGCUCACUACCUUCCUCCCCUGAGGAGCCAGGCAUGGUAAUGGACUAUGAUGGACUGAGAUCAAAUUUUGGGACACUAUAUUACCGCAGUCUUUUGCAAGGAAGAGGAAUCCUCUAUGCUGAUCAACAGCUAAUGGCUAAAGAGGGAACUGAAAGCUGGGUAAGAGCAUAUGCUUCAGAAAACACCUUGUUCCGCCGGGACUUUGCCAUAACAAUGAUGAAGCUCUCAAACCUCCAAGUAUUGACUGCACCAUUGGGUCUUGUUCGGCUCAAUUGUUCGAAGGUGGGCUGAUACGGAGAGAGGGUGCUGCACCCACUUGUAGCUACCCAGAAAGCCUCUUGUACUGAUCUGAAAUGUACCAAUACUUGAAUUGUUUCUGUUGUUAAAUUUUUGAUUUAGCUACUAGAUUACAUCAAUGGCUGUUGAUACUUUUCCAUUGGAUGAAAUAAAUGGUGUGGAUGAACAGAUUUAUGAGUCCCUUUAUUGCACUUCAUCAGUUAGACUACAAUGAAACAUUCUUCUCA
This is a messenger RNA of Vitis riparia (riverbank grape), 1603 nucleotides long. RefSeq names its product putative Peroxidase 48. The coding region runs from base 156 to 1370 and encodes 404 amino acids. The transcript is spliced from 4 exons. Gene Ontology annotation, molecular function: peroxidase activity; heme binding. Gene Ontology annotation, biological process: hydrogen peroxide catabolic process; response to oxidative stress. Gene Ontology annotation, cellular component: plasmodesma; plant-type cell wall. Lineage: Eukaryota; Viridiplantae; Streptophyta; Magnoliopsida; Vitales; Vitaceae. The record is from RefSeq and is a predicted model, not a curated record.